Rhineura floridana is the source of this 2281-nucleotide messenger RNA. RefSeq names its product SPO11 initiator of meiotic double strand breaks (gene SPO11). Gene Ontology annotation, cellular component: nuclear chromosome. The transcript has 16 exons. NCBI's taxonomy places the organism in Eukaryota, Metazoa, Chordata, Lepidosauria, Squamata, Rhineuridae. Gene Ontology annotation, molecular function: ATP binding; DNA topoisomerase type II (double strand cut, ATP-hydrolyzing) activity; DNA binding. Gene Ontology annotation, biological process: reciprocal meiotic recombination; meiotic DNA double-strand break formation; DNA topological change. The record is from RefSeq and is a predicted model, not a curated record. Bases 1 to 2112 code for a protein of 703 amino acids.
AUGUUAACUGACUCUGAAAGAAACUACACCGUGUGGGGAAAGCAGCUGUUGGCUAUCAGAGAUGCCUUUGAGGCCUGGAGGCACCAUCUGGAAGGGGCGCAACAUGAAAUUGAGGUGCGCACCGACCAUCGCAAUCUGGAGAGUCUACACACCUCCUCUGCUGAGGAUCUCCUGCAAGAACUUCAUGCUAUGCAACAGUUGCUCCAGGAACAACUGGAACGAGCUAAGGCGGAUUACAAAUGCACGGCAGAUCAGCAUCGGCAAGAGGGAGCCCCCAUUCAAGUGGGAGACAAGCUGUGGGUGUCUACGCGUUAUUUUCCUAUGCUUGGCCGGUGUCGUAAGCUGCAGGAUCGGCAUGUAGGACCCUUUGAGGUAGAGGCGCAGAUUAGCCCUGUGGCGUACAGAUUAAGGCUGCCUCCCACUUUCAAGAUGCACCCGGUCUUCCACUGGGCACUACUGACAAAGGACGUUCCUCCCAACCCUCAUUUUCCACGGGUCGAACCCACACCGCCGUUGUUGGUGGUUGGAGAAAUGGAAUACGAGGAGCAAGGAGGGGAGAAGCAUGAGUUUCAGGCGCCUCAGCUGCCAGAAGGCACAGAAGACCAGGGAGUUGUUGAGUCUGCUCGGGAUCUCAAGGGGGUCAGUGAACUUGAAUUCCAGCCAGUUCCCACGGGUGAUGUGAGCUCUGUAGAGAAGAGGGCGCUGCUCCCAGUUGCUCCCGAGGGCUCGUCAGGGGACGCCCCAGAGGUUGUGCCAGCUCCUCCCUUGCCAAGCAGUUCCCAGGAUGCUUCCAGCGUGACGCCGCCUCCUGACCUUGAGCCUGCAGUCCAAGAGCAGGUGUCUUCUGACGAGCCGUUGGAGAUGCGUGCCCCCUUGCCUCGUGCCCGCCACCAAGAGAAGCGGACAGGGUUCACCAUGACCUUCCCUAGAGAGACGAACUGGUCCUUGUUCACUUUAUUGGACAAACACCGACUUUCUCUCAGAGAAGCAGCAGGGGUAACACUUGGAAGCAGGCAUGAUCCCUUUGUUGCCUGUCAUAGCUGUGAGAUCUCUAGCUCCGAUGUUCUUAAAGCAAUUGAAAAAGUUGUUGAAGGUGUUAUCACAAGCCUGUCAAGAAAUGAAGCACCUGUUCUCAUCUUGAAUAACAGAUCUAAUUGGGGAAAUAUUUUGUUUAAAGAUUCUGUUGGCUUGCAGAUGACAUCUAAUUGUACCACAAGGAAAAUAAGAAGUGACUGUCCCAAAUCAGCACCAAAAUUUGCUCUAUUUCUUAAAAUGUUGUCUAUUAUCUACAAGAUGGUACAGACAAACAUUUAUGCAACUAAAAGAGAUAUAUUUUACACAGAUACAGUGCAUUUUGGAAACCAAAGAGUUGUGGACAACAUUGUCAAUGACAUUUCCUGUAUGCUCAAGAUACCUAGGAGGAGUCUACAUAUUCUGUCUACCAGCAAAGGUUGCAUUGCUGGUAAUCUAAGUUAUAUUGAGGAAGAUGGUACAAAAGUGAAUUGUACCUGCAGUACAACAGCAGCUGUACCAUCUAAUGUUGAAGGAAUGAAAAAUCUGAUCACAGAAGCAAAAUUUAUUCUAAUUAUAGAAAAAGAUGCAACUUUUCAGAGACUGCUGGAUGACGACUUCUGCAGUAAAAUGUCCCCAUGCAUAAUCAUGACGGGAAAAGGUGUACCGGAUGUCAACACAAGACUUUUAGUCAGAAAGUUAUGGGAUACAUGUCAUGUUCCUAUCUUUGCUCUCAUGGAUGGCGACCCACAUGGUAUUGAAAUAAUGUGUAUCUACAAAUACGGUUCUGUGUCUAUGUCAUUUGAAGCCCAUCGCCUCACAGUUCCAGCUAUAAGAUGGCUCGGUCUUCUUCCAUCUGAUUUUGCCCGACUGAGCAUACCCAAGAAUGCACUGAUUCCACUGACUAAACAAGAUCAAAGUAAACUGGCAAGUUUGCAGACAAGACCUUAUAUUGCUUAUCAAUCAACCUGGAAAAAAGAACUAGAUAUUAUGGCAACAUCUAAAAUGAAGGCUGAAAUUCAAGCACUGACAUCUUUCUCGUCUGAUUAUCUUUCCAGAGUGUAUUUGCCAAAUAAGCUGCAGUUUGGUGGAUGGAUAUGAAUAUUGACAACUGUUUAAAAGUUUCAUGAGGCAGAUUUAGUUCAAAGUUGUUAAGACAGAUCUUAUACAUUUGCAGUCCUCCUAACUGAAAAGUUGUGGAAUGAUGUUCACAGUUUGGGGGGUUAAAAAUGUGUCUGACUUUGUUUUUGCCUUUGAUUUUUUAAAAUUG